Messenger RNA from Myxocyprinus asiaticus (Chinese sucker), 4709 nucleotides. It is a transcript of the gene vdrb, whose product is annotated as vitamin D receptor b. The record is from RefSeq and is a predicted model, not a curated record. Bases 1790 to 3058 code for a protein of 422 amino acids. Gene Ontology annotation, cellular component: nucleus. The transcript is spliced from 9 exons. Gene Ontology annotation, molecular function: zinc ion binding; vitamin D response element binding; nuclear receptor activity. Lineage: Eukaryota; Metazoa; Chordata; Actinopteri; Cypriniformes; Catostomidae. Gene Ontology annotation, biological process: cell differentiation; negative regulation of transcription by RNA polymerase II; positive regulation of transcription by RNA polymerase II.
GACCGCUAUAACGAGAGGGAUCUUUAAGAGGUGAACACCAUGACAGAGCCAUUUGAAGGUCACAAGACCAAAUCUCCAAGCUUGAUCCAUCUCAAGCAAGCAUAUUGCCAUUUUAUUUUGCUCUCAUUAUUUUGUUUUAUCAUUAAUGGUUAUUACAUUUUACCUAUGCAGUGUUAAACAUGUGUAUCUUUCUUGUCUUUCUCUCUGCAGUGUUUCUAGUGGAUGUGCAAAGCAUUCUCAGUACCCUGUAUGUGUCCCUCCAUAUUUCCAGACAAUAGCCCAUAUAUUGCAACAACAGGGUGGCGGAAACAGGCAGGGAACAUCCAAGAGAGGCCCCUCUCUCUCAGCAUCUUUUACUUCCGUUCAUGGCUCUACGAUCUCUUCCUCUCCCUAUGUUUCUCCAUCAUGAUUCUUUUCCAUUCCCUCAUCAUUUUACCAUCAAUCCAACUUCCAUUACUGCAAGGCCGCUCUAUAUAUACACACAUGCAUGCACAUACACUACACAGAGCAAUUCUUCUCCCACUGGGUGCCACAAGGCUGAAUUCCCCAUGUGAUCAAUCAAGAGUCACACAAUCAAACUUAUAUGUUCUUUUUCUCGCUUACGCAUACACACACAAACAAUGUUAUGUUCUGCGUUUAAGACCUAAAAACAGAAUCCUCUGCUUGACUACUCAGGCAGACACGCCCAAGUAAAACAUGAACUCAUCUCCUCACAAACCCAAAUAUUAUAUUUAAAAAAAGUCUGCCCGUCAUAGACGACUGAACAUUUCCAUUACUUGCUGCUGUAACUGUAGCGACCGGAAAUCGCCUACCACUGCUAUUAGGUUAAGUAGGUUAUUGGCUCCGUUUGUUUUGUCUUUUAUUUAUAACGCUAUUUCUAAGUGGGUGAGGGUGGACCAGCCUAGCAAUGCUGAAUUAAGUGCCUGACACACAUUUCUUCUCAUUCAAAGACGAAUAUGAUGCUCGACUCAUGCGGACAAACUGUUUACCUCUUUGGUACCUCUGACGUCACGACACACCCCUCGAGCGCGUGAGUGUGUGUCAAUGUGUAUGUGCGCGCGCUGUCGCUCGCCAUUGAAUGCGGUGGGGUUCGUGCGUGCGUGCGUGUGUGUGUGUGACUGUUUCGCUUGUGGAAUGUGGGAGUUGUCCCCACGCGCUUUACGAACAAGCGACCUGUCCAAACAGUGCGCGCGUGGCAGAGGAUACCACACCAACCAAAACAUCGGACGCACGUUCACAGCAAGUCUUUGAUCCGUUAUUGGAGGAAAAUCCGCCGAACAGGGUAGAGUCGGGGCGGGGCGUAAAUACACUGAGCCCAUCUAUUUAGGGUCAAGUACAACAUUUUUACAGUCCUAACCGGCGUGGGUUCAAAGUUUGUUUUGUACCCGGAAACCCAUCACGGCGAAUCACUCACAGGGCGCAGAGGAAUUGCUUUCAGGUUCAGUCUUUUCUUUUUAUCUAGUUAAUCCACAGACUCCAGAUUAAUCUGCAUGGGAUGGAUCGCGAAGCAGCUGCAAUAGCCAGAGUAAUUCGUUAGCAUCUCGUCAAGUAGCUCUUCCAGAAGCUCGUCCGUGAGUACGGGACUGCGGUGUGGCUGGACGCGGAGCGAGGCGACCCUCUGCGGGCUGCGCUGCCGAGGCGGUGGGCGUGUUUUCUCUCCGUGUCUCGGCGUGCUAGCAUGUGAGCUGGCGCCAAGUUCUCCGCGUGAAGAAAAAUCACGGACAAGUUACGGGCUAGAGUAAAUCAGCAAAAGUCACAUCACGCUUGAUCGGAAAAGUUACAGGCAGUGAUGGAGUCAGCCGUUAGUACAUCCACUGAAGUGCCAGAUGAGUUUGACCGCAAUGUCCCACGGAUCUGUGGUGUGUGUGGAGAUAAAGCCACUGGCUUUCAUUUUAACGCAAUGACCUGUGAGGGCUGCAAAGGCUUCUUCAGGCGCAGUAUGAAGCGGAAGGCCAGUUUUACCUGUCCAUUUAAUGGAAGCUGCACCAUCACUAAAGAUAACCGUCGGCACUGCCAGGCCUGCAGACUCAAGCGUUGCCUGGAUAUUGGCAUGAUGAAAGAGUUUAUUCUGACGGAUGAGGAAGUUCAGAGGAAGAAGGAUCUGAUCCAGAGGAGAAAGGACGAGGAGGCACAGCGGGAGGCGCAGAAGCCCCGCCUCACAGAGGAGCAGCGCAACAUUAUCGACAAACUGGUGGAGGCGCAUCAUAAAACCUACGAUGAUUCCUACUCAGACUUCUCACGCUUCAGACCUCCAGUUAGAGAGGGUCCAGUUACACGUAGUGCCAGCCGUGCUGCAUCUCUUCAUUCACUGUCAGAUGCCUCCUCAGACUCCUUUAGCCACUCUCCAGAGUCAGGAGAUCGUAAGAUGAAUCUGAGUAAUCUCUUGAUGAUGUACCAGGAGCAGGGUAUGGGCUCCAGUCCGGACUCAAAGGAGGAUGAGGGCUCUGGUCUCUCCAUGCUUCCUCACCUGGCUGACCUGGUUUCCUACAGCAUUCAGAAAGUCAUCGGUUUUGCCAAGAUGAUACCUGGAUUCAGGGAGCUAACAGCUGAAGAUCAGAUUGCUUUGUUGAAGUCUAGUGCUAUAGAAGUGAUCAUGCUGAGGUCCAACCAGUCUUUCAGUCUAGAAGACAUGAGCUGGAGCUGCGGAGGACCAGAGUUUAAAUACUGUGUCAACGACGUCACAAAAGCUGGACACACUUUGGAGCUGUUGGAGCCUCUAGUAAAGUUUCAGGUGGGGUUAAAGAAGCUCAGCCUUCAUGAGGAAGAACAUGUGCUGCUGAUGGCCAUCUGCCUGCUGUCUCCAGACCGGCCUGGCGUGCAGGACCACGAGCGAGUGGAGGUGUUGCAGGACAGGUUAUCUGAGGUUCUGCAGGCAUACAUCCGUACGAAUCACCCAGGGGGUCGUCUGCUAUACGCAAAGAUGAUUCAGAAGCUGGCCGACCUCCGCAGCCUGAAUGAAGAACACUCCAAGCAGUACCGCUCGCUCUCUUUCCAACCCGAACACAGCAUGCAGCUGACACCUCUCGUGCUGGAAGUGUUCGGUGGGCAGGUCACCUAGCAAUUGCACAUGAGUCGAGACAAGACGCGUGGUUCAGAUGGUGCGGUGCAGGUGGAGUGAAAAACCAUACAGAGUUUCCAGGACGAAGUUUAUGAGUGCUUGAGGGUGUGUGUGUGUGUGUGUAUGUAAGUCUAUCCCCUUAUCGCUUACAGAUCGGCUAGAGAGUGCCAUAGAUAUUUCCGUUUUCUUGUUUUAUGUAAGGACAUUCUUACAGGAAUGUAGUAUGGUCACGGUGUUUUUCACUGUGGUGACUAAAUACAGUAAAUUUUACUGUAUCCUCAGUAGUCACCAGUAUUACACUGCAUGUGUAGUUCAUUUACAGAAUGAAUGUGUUUGUGUGUAUGGUCCUGUUCUAAACCUCUGCAUGGUCCCCAAAGCGCUGUCCACUACUGCUGAUAUCCUGUCUCUUCACCUCCUGCCUUUAAAUGCACAGGGUUGACCAUACUAAUGCAAGCACAUAGCUCUAACUCACCCCUCGCCUUGCCACUUAACCAAUCAAACGGCAGCUCCGCCCCCCUCUCCUCUGCCUCUAAAGCUUUGAAAGGUUGCUAAACCCCAAUAGCUGUCUUUUCUACUGUUAUUCGCCUGUGCUGUGAUUGGGCAAUGAACUGACGCCUGUUUAAAGUAGCCAGUGCUGCAUUAGCACUCACUGCAAAGCUAAUCUGUAAAUAAGACUCCGUAUCUAUAUUCUUACCUUCCUAAAUCAGUGUAAAUAAAGUUUGAUAUAAGCUCACUCGAUGCAUAUGGUAGAAUAUAGCAGAGGGAGACCCUGCAGCCCUGGCUGGUUACAAUGAAUAUGUAAACAUAAACUGUGCGAUUAUUGAAAUAUAGGAAUUGAAACCAUUAUUUGUUUUUAAAAACUGAGAGCUUUACCUCCGUUCUUUACAUUGUUGUGAGUUCAUCUUUGUAAAUCCUUUAGGAGUAUUUCCCUAUAGGUUCCAUAUGUCUCUUUCCUUGUUAUUUCUCUUUAGUCUCUCUUUACUGUGUUACUCAACUCUUGCAUUCCAUUCAUUUUCUCUCUUUUUUUUUUUUGUUUUUGACGUUGUACUUUCUGAUUAAUCAGACUGUUAUCCUUUUAUAACCAUUUUUUUUCUUUGUUAGUCAACACAUUUGUUCUCACACAGCUGAGAAAAUGCUUAAUGCUGUUUAUCAUACAUUUUUGUUAUUUAAAGCAAGUUUCACACAGGUAGGAGUUAUAAAGCUGUAACAGGGUGAACAUAAAACAUUUGGGUCAUAUUGCACCCCAAAAUCAAAAGAAAAAAGUUAGGGCUCUCAGAUUAUUAAAAUAAUUAAUAAAAAUAAAAAAUUUGUUAACGCAUUACCAAAAAAGUAGGCCUAUGUGUAAAUAUUAGGUUCGUCAAUUUAUAUGGAUGACACUUGUAAUGUUUAUUUGUGUGACUACUCAUCUUGCCAAAGUAGGCUAAACAGAUUUUAUGUUUCUCAAACUGCAUCAAAUGACAGGAAAUGCAAACACGGAACUUAAGCCUGCAAUAAUUCAAUAAUAAAACGGCAACAAUUUCCUGCACUUUAUGGAUGUCUCAACUGGGUUUUGUAUUUCUAAGUAUGGUGGCAUUUCUCUCUUGGAUGAUAUUUCACUUUUUGAAAAUCAUAUUUGUUUAAUCGCAUGUGUUAAUGGGUUAAAGGGAUAGUA